Messenger RNA from Gracilinanus agilis (Agile Gracile Mouse Opossum), 1487 nucleotides. RefSeq names its product serine and arginine rich splicing factor 5 (gene SRSF5). The coding region runs from base 133 to 933 and encodes 266 amino acids. The record is from RefSeq and is a predicted model, not a curated record. Lineage: Eukaryota; Metazoa; Chordata; Mammalia; Didelphimorphia; Didelphidae. The transcript is spliced from 8 exons. Gene Ontology annotation, cellular component: cytoplasm; ribonucleoprotein complex; nucleus. Gene Ontology annotation, molecular function: mRNA binding.
CGUAGCCCGAGGAAGUUGGUUUUCCCCGACUGAACGCUGUCUCUGGACUUUCGACCGCUCCGCUCUCUCUACCUCCAGCGGAUUUGACGCUGUAGAACCUGCCCAUUUAGAUUGAAUUAAAAGUGGGACACCAUGAGUGGCUGUAGAGUAUUCAUUGGAAGGCUAAAUCCGGCAGCCCGAGAAAAAGAUGUUGAAAGAUUCUUUAAAGGAUAUGGACGAAUAAGAGACAUUGAUCUGAAAAGAGGCUUUGGGUUUGUGGAAUUUGAAGACCCGAGGGAUGCUGAUGAUGCUGUUUAUGAACUAGAUGGGAAGGAACUCUGCAGUGAAAGGGUUACAAUUGAACAUGCCAGGGCUCGUUCUCGAGGUGGGCGAGGAAGAGGGCGAUACUCUGAUCGUUUUAGUAGCCGUCGUCCCCGAAACGAUAGGAGAAAUGCCCCACCCGUAAGAACAGAAAAUCGUCUUAUAGUUGAGAAUUUAUCUUCUCGAGUCAGCUGGCAGGAUCUCAAAGAUUUCAUGAGGCAAGCUGGGGAAGUAACCUUUGCAGAUGCUCAUAGGCCUAAACUAAAUGAAGGGGUGGUUGAGUUUGCCUCUUACAGUGACUUAAAGAAUGCUAUCGAAAAACUAUCUGGAAAAGAAAUAAAUGGAAGGAAAAUUAAAUUGAUUGAAGGCAGCAAAAGGCACAGUAGGUCGAGAAGCCGAUCACGGUCCCGCACUAGGAGCUCUUCUAGAUCACGGAGCCGAUCACGUUCCCGAAGCCGCAAAUCUUACAGCAGGUCCAGAAGCCGAAGCCAUAGCAAAUCCAGAUCUGUUAGUAGGUCACCUAUGCCUGAGAAGAGCCAGAAAAGAGGCUCUUCAAGUAGAUCUAAAUCUCCAGCAUCUGUGGAUCGCCAGAGGUCCAGAUCUAGAUCUAGGUCUGUUGACAGUGGCAAUUGAACUGUAAAUAACUUGCCCUGGGGACCUUUUUAAAAAAAAACAAAAACAAAAAAGACAAAACAAACCAUACUUGCUAAAAAUCCUGGUAAGUAUGUGCUUUUCUGGGAGUGGGGGGUUUGGAAGGGAGGGGGGACUGGAAAUCUUUAUAGAUGUGGACCACCAAGGGUUGUUGAAAACUAAUUGUAUUAAAUGUCUUUUGAUAAGCCUUCUCCUGCUCACAUUUUUGUGAAUGUCCGAAGUGUAUAGUUAUUGUAUAUUGACUGCUCUUUUAUAACUAGAGCAACUUUAAUUUUUUUGUACUAAAGAAAUAAUUUGAACGUUUUAGUUCCUAGUUUAUUGGAAUAUGUGAGUGGCAAUUCCGAAAUUAGUUUAAUGCCUCAUAAUUAAACUAAUGGCUUUUGAACACUUGAGAUCUACAUCUGCUGUAUAUAAAGCUUAGUUUGAGUGGGGGUUUUUGUGGGGAACAAGGAUCUUGUUCCACCCACCCUUUCACACUAUAAAAGACAGCACAUUAAAGUUGCUGUUAAUAUUGAUAAUAAAAUUUGUAAAAACUG